Molecule: messenger RNA, 1731 nt
Organism: Rotaria sordida
Lineage: Eukaryota; Metazoa; Rotifera; Eurotatoria; Philodinida; Philodinidae
Source: the annotation of a GenBank genome assembly
AUGGGAAGCAACCACGGUAAACAAAAUGGUAGAAGAGAAAAUUAUAAAAGAAGAUCAAGUUUUAGAAGAAUAUUACAUAUUUCAACACGUGAAAUAAAUAAUCCAUCACGACCUGUAAGUUAUGCAGGAAUAAAUCAAUACUAUGAAGAACAACAAACUUCAAUUCGACCAAUAUCAAUGAUUAAUAUUAUUCCAUUCAAUAGUUUAGAUAUAAAAACAUCUAUUGAUAAUUUCGAUAUUGUUUCUCCAGAAGCAAUAUCUGAUAUGAAUCCGAUAUCACGAUAUUCUUCUCAGAUAAUAACAAUAAAUGAAUCUUCAUUACAAACUACAAAUAUUCAUGAAGAAGAUAUCAAACUAACUAUUACCAACAAAUUAGAUGAAAAUAAUUGGAAAUUUUAUAUACCAUUAACACUUGAAAAAAUUCGUUCAAUAACAAUAUUAAAAGAUUUAUUAUAUGAACGUAUAAAUACAGAAUUAAUUCAUAUAUUAAAUCGUUUAAUUCAAUUUAAAAAAAUUGAUGAACAUGAAGAAUUUCAUGAUUGGUUUUUUAGUGAAAUAGAAUAUUAUAUGUAUUCAUUUGAUGAUGAUGAUGAUGAUGAUGAUAAUAAUAAUUAUUGUCAUAAAUCAUUAUUAUUACGUUCAAUAGAACAAGAUCGUUUUGAUUGUACAAAAUAUUUACUUGAACAUCAAUUAUUACCAAGUAAAUUAGAUAUAAAUAAUAUAAAUGAUCAAGGUCGUCAUUGUCUAUUAAUGCUUGCACAUAAAAAUGGUCCCGUUGAUUUAAUAAAAUAUCUUUUAACACGUCAUUUAUCAUGUUUAGAUACAAAUAAAAUUGAUUUAAAUAAUUUUAGUUCAUUACAUCAUGCAUGUCGUCAUUUUAAUUUAUCUCUAUGUGAAACUCUUCUUCCUUAUACAAAUAAACAAUUAUUACAAAUUGAAAAUUCUGAAUUACAUACACCACUUGAUUAUUGGCUUGAAUGUUUAUGUUCAUUAAAAAAAUUAAAACCAACAUAUAUACAAUAUUAUUCAGAUAAUUUACGUCUUGAUUAUUUAUUAAAUAAUAAAAAUUUUAUUUCAAAUAUUUAUUUUCUUCAAACAAUAAUUAAUCGUGGUGGACAAUUAACAAAAUUACCUUUACGUUAUAUACGUUUAGUUUUACCACAAUUAACAUUUGAACAAAAAUUAUCAUAUGUUGAUCAUUAUGUUAAUAUUUGUUGUAUUUUAUAUAAAAAUCGUUUAUCAACAUUAAUACAUAAUUAUGAUCAAUUUAAAAUAAGUAUUCAAGCAAGUGAAAUUUUAACAGAAUUAAUAUGUGCAUUAGGAACUGUACAAGUUGAAAUACAAAAUCGUUUAACAGAAAAUGCUUGUUCAGAAAAAGAUCAAACAAUAAAAAUAAAAGAACAUGAAAUUUUACAAACAAUUAUUCGUAUGUUAUAUGGAAAAUUUUUUCGUUUAUUUGAAUCUAUUUAUAAUAAUCCAGAUGUUAAUGUAAAAAAUUUUCAUUUUGAACAUGUAUUUCGUCAUGUUUGGAUGUAUUGGAAAGAACCUGUAAAAAUAUUUAUGAAACAAUCGAAAGAAAAAAAUUCUUCAUUGAAAUCAAUAUGUCGAAUAAAAUUAUUUAAAUAUUUAAUGAAUUAUCCAAAUGAUAUACAAAUUUUACCAAUUAAUUCUUUUUUAAAACAAUUUAUUGCUUUUGAUAAUCAAUUUUUUGUUAUUGAAAGAAAAUUUUAA